GAUUGUGUUUUGUAGAUAUUGUAGAGACUGGAGCGAGACCCGGAGCGAGACACAUAAAAUAGUGUAAUGUAUAAGCGAUGUCAGGUUCAAAGUUCGCAGGUUUAUUUCGCCCAUGAUAUUCAUAGUACGUUUUGUGUACAUUCUAGGAUACACAUUGCUUAUAUGGGGUGUAAGAUCAUUUCCAUGCACAAUGGCGUACCUUUCUAGGACUGUUUUUCACUUCAGCUAUAUGCUUUUUAUUGUAUUGUCUAUGCCAAGAUAUACCUUUAUGUAUAAAAUCUUGAUUUCUGCUAUAUACGGUGAGGGAAGUCAUUUUCUUGCGGCAGCAUCUGUUGGAGAAGGCCUUGCUCGGAAGGGCCAUGACGUUACAAUGUUAAUUAGCAAUGCCUUUGAACAUCGUACAGAAGAACCAAUGUAUGCUAAUCUCUCUUUUGAAGUAUUCAAGCAUCCUAUACCCCCGGAAGAAGUCCGCGAAUCGUUGAACUUUGCAAGCACCAUGGUGUUUAGAGACGACAAUAUAGAGUUCUUCAGUUUAAUGAGGAAUAUGUCUAAGAGGACAGUAGAUGACUGUGAGGCAGUUGUUACAGAUACAGAGCUAAUGAUUCGACUUGAGAAAAAUGAUGCCAUCAUUGUAGAUAUUACCUGGCCAUGUGCCCGCUACAUCAAAGCUGUUCUUGAAGAGAAUAUGAAAUCAUUAAGACGCCGAACAAUGAUUAGUCUUUCAGCGACAAACCCAUGGAGUGGAUAUCUUAUGCUGGGUGGUUCUCCUGUUAAUUAUGCUUAUUUCCCAGAAAUUACGACCGGUUUCACCAACCAAAUGACAUUCAGGCAAAGGCUUCUAAAUAUCAUUCAGACAUAUUUGAUCUCUAUAGUCGGUGAACAGUUGACACCACCAUUUUAUAGAGAUAUGGGUAAAAGGCUUGGGUUGAGCCCUUAUAUCCAUCCCAUCUUUGAUAUGCAACACUUUGAUCUUCACUUACUAAAUAUUAAUUUUGCUUCCGAUUUUGUGACUCCUCUGUCACCGAGCGUAAUUCCUGUCGGUGGUUUGACCGUAAAGUUUGUCGAAAAACUGGAUCAGGAACUUGAAGAAUUCGUUCAGAGCUCUGGAGACCAUGGCGUCAUUGUCUUCACCCUUGGUACCUAUCUGGCAUCUAUUACAACGAUCAGACCCGAAAUAGUAACGAUGUUUGCCGAAGCUUUCCGAAGAUUGCCACAAAAGGUCAUCUGGCAGUUAAAGGAACUUCCCGACUGGGAGUUACCAUCCAAUGUGAAAGCUAUGCCAUGGUUGCCUCAAAACGACCUCCUUGGUCAUCCAAAGACACGAGUAUUCAUGUACCAAGGAGGUAAUAAUGGUUUCCAAGAAGCAUGUUACCAUGGAGUACCAAUCGUAGUCAUUCCUCUUCAAGGAGAUCAAUAUGAUGUCGCUGCUAGGAUCGAAGCAAGGGGUCUAGGUAAAAAGAUUGAAAAACUAGAACUCAACGCAGAUAUCAUCUAUGAUACACUUACUGAAGUUAUCAAUAACCCAAGUUACAACGAGGUUGCAGAUAAAGUUUCUGCAAUUUACAAGGACCAGCCAAUGAGCGCUCCGGAUCGAGCUGCCUUUUGGAUAGAACAUGUCAUCAAGUUUGGUGGAGCUUAUAUGAGAUCUCCAGCCAAUGAUCUUACAUUCAUUCAAUAUCAUCUUAUAGAUGUAUAUGCCUUCCUCACUGCGAUAGUCGUUGUAUUUCUAGCUGUAGUCUAUUAUACACUUAAAUUUUGUGUUUCUCUGUGUGGUCGUAUGAUAGGACGUGGCAGCAGUAGAAAAUCAAAGACUGAAUAACCAUGAUAAUUGUAGGUAAAUCUGGUAAACUUAUGUAUAAUCAAACAAUAUUGUUGGCUCAACUGGUAGAGCGGCCGCCUCGUAAUUGGGGAUCGUUAAUUUAAUCCAUGGCCGAGUCGAGCUAGGGGACUUUCAAAAUCGGACCUUUACCUGCUCGCAAGGUGCUCGGUAUUUUAUAAUAGAGAAGGGUCUUCUAUGCUGGUAUCAUUAUUAUCAUUAAGAGUGCCACAUUUCUAUCAACAGACUGUCUUCCAACAAUAUUACAAGUUCCUAUUUUUUUAGAACUAAAACUAAUUAUUUGAUUUAUUUUGUCCCCUUAUGCAAAAUACGGAUCGGGCAACCUGUGGUCCCACCAUUUAAAAGGGAGCUUUCACACAGCGCCGCAGAGAAUGGAUCCUACAACACAUCAGCAAAUGCAUUGAAAAUGCAAGUCAAAUCACAUUUAAAGUUGACCUAAAAUUGCAAUUGUGUCGUUUGUCUAGAGUCACGGACGAAACUGCCUUUACCUACCCUCGACAAAGACUUCAUUGUGAUUUGAUUCACACUUUCAAUGCAUUUGCUGCGUUGUAGGAUUCAUUCUGCAUUGUUGUGUGAAACACGGGCGUAAAUCUUGGGGGAGGGAAUAGGGGAUACAUCCCCCCCCCCCACACUUUUCGAAGGGGGUGGCAUGUACAAUCACCCCCACCUACUUUUCAAGAUAGAAACAAAUAUUUUUUAAAUCCUAAAUUGGUUAAUACUACUGUUAAUGUGUGGAUUCAUCUUUAAAUGCAGUCAAAGUGUAAAUUGGUCUUCAUGCAAAAUUUCUCGCGCGGUCGCUCGGCUCCCGCGCUCAAUCUAUUCUUAUAAGAAUUUGGCCGUGACAAAUCCCUACGUUUAGCUUAUUGUAAGGUUAUAUCUACUGCAUCAUGGAGUUCAGUUAAGAUAAGUCCAUUUUAUGAAUAUGUAAUUCCAAUGAGUUUUAGAUAUUGUGGCGUAACCGAGCUCUGUCGGGGUAGCGUUCUGCCGUCUCGCAGUCUCCAGAACCCGGUCCACGCUUCUCCUCACUUUUAUAUCUCUUUUGGGGCAGGUUCGCUCACAAAAGUAUAUUGUGCAACGUGGUACACUCUCUCGCUCCUCUGAAAUACACCGAAUCACCCGCUCACUCACCCUAAAUCAUGCAAAUGAAGCAACUUGGGAGAUAUUCAAUAUACAGUUCAACUUGAUUUAUUCGGAGCUUACAUCUUACAACCGCACGCCACCGCAGCUCCCAGCGAACUGACGUACUUCUCCAAUAAUCGCAAAGCAUAUCACAACUAAAUCAUCGCCCUCUACGAUUAAACUAUGAAAUACAUCUUAAAGGUAUAACUCAUUAUGCUACACAGCCCCUCCCCAAGUCUGGGCUGUCCUCGGACCAGGUAUAAAACUAAAAAGACUAAAAAUAAAUCCUUUCAAAACUCAACUCACCCUUCAAGAGUGAAACAUCUUUGGCAGAAACAAUAAGUACAAAAAAAAUAUUUAAAACAAAUAUCGUUAAGAAUAUACAGGUAUAUACAGGUAUAGCAUAAAAAGAAAGCACUCUUCUUAACACACUUAUGAGUUUGAAGACAUCUCUAAGACUUCCUAAAGAAAACCAAAUAACAUUUUGAGUUUCAUGUCCAAACAUGAGGUAUUAAAUGUUUUGUAUAAAAAGUAGAUACUGAUCUUUUUUUUUUUUCAACUGCAUGAUCGAUGACAUCAAAAAUAUAACUUUAAUCAAGCACUGUUCUCACAAAACAAGAACAAAAUGAUAUAUGUACAGAAAUAUAUAGAAAAAGCGGAGAGAGUUGUAGAGAGAGCAGGAAAAUGUCAAGAUGAGGAGGAUAUAGGAAAGAUAAGAAGAAAGGCAAGGAAGACAUAAUAGUAAAUAGAGUAUAACAUACAUCAAGGCAAUAAAUCGGAAUACAAAACAACAAGACGGAAUGUUUCUCAAAGAAGAGAUACUGUUUUUUAUAUAUAACAAAAGUUCUUAAAAGUGUUCUGGAUGAUGAGAUCUUUAGCUGAUCAAUCUGUUUCGGCCUUGGUUGUUCCCACCAUCAUAUCCACCGUAAACUCCUUUAUGACUUCGUCCUCCGAUACUAUUUCUCCAUUUCGGAACACUCGGCGCGUGGUUUUUUCGGUGAGAGUUUUUAGGUUUCCGAUAAGUCCACGCUCCAAAUCCUCUACGGACAUAGCCGGACCCACAUGCCCCUCACGUACAUGAUUAAUCUUGGUGUAUGAAGCUUCAGGGACCGACCCGACAGCUUUUACCACCACCAUGUGGUAGGUCCGUGCCUUUUCCUCGUAAAUAGAUUUCGAUCCUCCGGAAAACACGUAUGCCGAACUAUGUUCGGCUACUCGGACUAAGUUCCCUGCUAAAAUCCUGGUCGGUUUCAAGUCACCGAUAGGCUUUCCCAACUUCACUUUCUCAGGCAAGUCCAUGCCCCCCUCCUGUUCAUCUUCAAGAUCGGACUCAGACUCCUCAGACUGCUCAUCUUGCACCUGUUGACGCAGGAGGCUAAGUGGUUUCCCACUGAGUCCUGGGCCCAUUUUCCAAGAAUUUACCGCUUCCAUAGUGCCAGGAGAGACGUCGACUUGAAUCUCUGCUUCAGCAAUGGUUGGCUCUUGUACCUCACUGCAGAUCCGAGUUGUUGUCUUCUCCUCAUGUUCUCGAGUUUCCCGACCUUUUUCACGUUCACGUUCUUUCCCUCCUUUGUCGCUCAAGUGGACUUCCGACCUCACUUUUGAACGUCUCUCAUGACUCACCAUGUGGGCCCUAAGGUUAUCUCUGCGGGAAUACCCCUUCUCACAAAUGUCACAAGUAUACAGCCUUUGACGUCGAUGUCUCUCGUCGAUGUGUCGGUGCAGACUCCUUUUAUGUGAGAACCUCGCUCCACAGUCGAAGCAUUCAAAGUCAGACGCCACCCGGUGCCUCAUCUUGCAUAGGCGCUCUCUUCUUGCCUCUCUCCAGGCACCCUUCCUCGGCGCUCUCUUUACCCCUCUCUCCUGGCGAUCUUCAUAGGAGAUAUACGUGGCGCUCCCUGUAAUACAGGCGCCUAAGUUGAAUGAGCUUCCAAUACCACGUUGUUCAAUCCCACCGCUGCCGAAAUGACUGGUGCCUCAACUAAAUCAUCGCCCUCUACGAUUAAACUAUGAAAUACAUCUUAAAGGUAUAACUCAUUAUGCUACACAGCCCCUCCCCAAGUCUGGGCUGUCCUCGGACCAGGUAUAUUAACAACAAAACAUAAAAAUGAAUUUCUUCAAAUGUUAUCUCGCUCUUGCAAAGAAGAAAAUAAAACAUUAAAACAUCGUUAAAAGUAUACAGGUAUAUACAUUGGCAUAGUACAUAAAGGGAGUACCGUUCUUACAUUAACAACCAAAACAAUCUAUAUACAGAAAUAGAUAAAAAGAGCAAACAGAGUUGUAUUGAGAUCAGAAAAUGUCAAGAUGAGAAUGACAUAAGAAAGGUUAG
Molecule: messenger RNA, 5285 nt
Organism: Lytechinus pictus (painted urchin)
Lineage: Eukaryota; Metazoa; Echinodermata; Echinoidea; Temnopleuroida; Toxopneustidae
Product: UDP-glucuronosyltransferase 2C1-like
Exons: 4
Coding region: 113-1819 (568 amino acids)
Molecular function (GO): UDP-glycosyltransferase activity
Source: RefSeq, a predicted model, not a curated record